This is a messenger RNA of Brienomyrus brachyistius, 9789 nucleotides long. RefSeq names its product trichohyalin. The transcript has 10 exons. Lineage: Eukaryota; Metazoa; Chordata; Actinopteri; Osteoglossiformes; Mormyridae. The record is from RefSeq and is a predicted model, not a curated record. Bases 344 to 9349 code for a protein of 3001 amino acids.
CUCUGUGCAUUUGUCUCUUCCUCAUUUUAAUGACAACAGGAACUAAACCACUUUGGUCUUUUGAAAAAAGUUUGCUGUGGCUUUAAUUUUAAUUUCGGCUGACGACAGAACUCGCUUUAGAUAUUGCCGUUCUUACACUAAAGUUCAUUACAUCAACGAUAAAUAUUAAAUUUACAGGAAAUUCAUUUCUUCAAUGAACUGAUCAGCAAAAUAACUGCUUUACUUGCUCUAUAUUUUCGUUGACGUUCAACAAGAUCAGUACAGACGUAACAGUUUAUUGCUUGGUCAGGUUUGAAGACACGAACUGUUUGAUCGCAACAGGAUAUCGAACUUUUCUCUAAACAUGGAUUCCCAGUCCACUUUUUUGUCGCGUAUUGGGCAGGUGUUCUGGGAGAUUUUGGGCUAUGUCACAUCAGCUGUGCAGCGAUAUUUGACGCCAGCGCCUCCAAAUACAGGAAACGAUGAUACACAUAUUAGCCCGGAAGCAAGAGUUUGCGAAGAAAGAAACAGUGAUAAGGAGGAAGAAGAUAAUUAUUUAAGAGAAGAAACCAAAAGAGACAGUAAAUGUUGGUCACAUGUGGACACUGCAGAUGAAAGAGUAGUUAAUUUGAUGCAGCGUGAGAUUUUACUUUCCAACCAACAAGAAGCUAAUGAUGGUCAAGAUAAGGCAGAUAUAACACAAGACAAAAUGAAACUGGCGGUGGAAGUAGAAGAUACUUAUAUCUUUGCUAAUGAACAAGAAAAUAAAAAGCAAGAUGACAAAACAACUGAGGACGAAUCUCACAAAUCUGUUGAUCAAAGAACAGAAAAAAAAAUUGAAUCAGUGGAAGAAGCAGCUUUCAGAUUACCAGGGGAUGAAUAUCCUUUCAGAGAGGAAGAUGAAUCUAAAUGGGAAAGAAAAAAAGAAAGGAAAAAUGCAAGAAAAUAUGAAGAUCUUAUACAGUCAAAUGAAGUGAAUAUCUUCAGAGGGCACACUGAGGAACGUGAUGUGACUGAGAAGGUGAAAGGAGAGAGUGGGGUAAAAGAGGUGGUGAUGAUUCGUGAAGACAUGAUGGGACGCUCAAAUGGAAAAACUGAAGCGGUAGCAGGGGAGACACCAUUUGGAGUAGAUGAAUUUUUGCUUUCUGAUACUAUUGACACACUAGAAAUAGAACCUGCAGAUGGAGUGGAAGCAGGGAGCACAGGACAAGGAAGCAAUGAAGAAAAUGAAAGAUGCACAGAAGAAUCAAUGGGAAUUGUUAGUAUCACAAAAACAAGUAUGGGAGUUUUAGAAAGAGGGUCAAAGGGAGAAGAAAUGAGAGGAAAGUGGCAAGGAGUACAAAAAAGCCAAAGACUAGAAAAAAAGACAAACAGCCAUAAAAAAGAAUUGGCUGGAGCAGAUGAAAGGGACAUGAGUUACUUAUAUGAAUUAGGAGAAGAAGAUAGGAAGGAGGAUGAAUCCACAGUGGGAAAAAAUGGUGAAGAAUGUGCAAGAAUUCAGCCUGUGCAGAAAGAAAAGGUGGACAAUAGGAAAAAAGAAGAAAAAUCUUAUGAAGAAAAACAAGAAGCUAAGAUAGAGGGGGAGUGUGGAUCUGGGAUAUAUGAAAUCUUUGAAACCGCAAGCAAAGAAGUAGAUGUCAGUAUGGAAAAUAGAGAGUCAGACAAAGUCGGACAGGAGGAGGAGAAAAGAGAAGUGGAACAGAAUGAAACAGCAGAGAUGGGAGUGCAAGAAAGGCUUCAGGUGAUGGAAACAGAAAUAAUACUUGAAACAGUCAUGGCAGGGGAAGGACGAGAUGAGAGUAGAAAAACACAAAUGGCAGGACAAGAUGAAGUCCAAAGAGUGGAAGAAUAUGCUGAUGUGAACAAGAAUGUAACGCAAAGAAAUGAAGAAAGCAAAGAUGGAGAAAUUUCACCAGAAAGUGUUCUCACAUUAAACAUGGGGCAAUAUAAAAGAACAAAAGAGCGGGUGGAAGAGGAAGGAGAUGUGAACAAAUUGAGAGAUGAGCUGGAUGAAGAAGACAAAAGUCAAGGAUCUAUAACAGAAGACAGAGAUGAAUCCAAUGUAACUGAAGAAAGUGGAGGGAAUGGAGGAAGGGAAAGAUGUGUAUUUGAGUUAGAAAAGGAAGGAAAUAACAUUUAUGAGGGAAUGAGAGACAUAAAAAUCCUCCAUGAAGAGAGAUGGAGAGAAAAGAGUAAGAUAAAUGAAGAAGUAGCAGCAUCCUGGGUGGAUGUUGGAGAAUCUGUGGCAGCAAACGAAAAACUAGCUAAAGAAAACAAAGUGACAUCAGGAACAGAAUGGAAGGAUGAGGGAGAAGUGGACAAAGAGAAAGAAAGAGAAAGGGAGGAAAGAUCUCCCAAAGAAGAGCCAACUGGAGUUGAGGUCAGCAUGGAAGAUGGAGAGUUAGACAAAGUCGAAGAGGAGGAGGAGAAUAGAGGAGCAGAACUGAAAGAAUGGGUAGAGACAGAAGUGCAAGAAAGAGAAAAAGAGAAAGUGGAAGAGGAGGGAGAUGUGGACAAAUUGAGAGAUGAGUUUGAUGAAGAAGACAAAAGUCAAGUGUCUGUAACAGAAGAAAGAGAUGAAUCAGAUGUAAUUGAAGAAGGUGGAGAGGAUGGAGAAAGGGAAAGAUGUUUAUCUGAGUCAGAAAAAGAAGGAAAUGAUGCUUCUGUGGGAAUGAGAGACAUAGAAAUCCUCCAGAAAGAGAGAUGGAGAAAAGAGAGUAAGAUAAAUGAAGAAGUAGCAGCAUCCUGGGUGGAUGUUGGAGAAUCUGUGGCAGCAAAUGAAAAACUAGCUAAAGAAAACAAAGUGACAUCAGGAACAGAAUGGAAGGAUGAGGGAGAAGUGGACAAAGAGAAAGAAAGAGAAAGGGAGGAAAGAUCUCACAAAGAAGAGCCAACUGGAGUUGAGGCCAGCAUGGAAGAUGGAGAGUUAGACAAAGUCGAAGAGGAGGAAGAGAAUAGAGGAGCAGAACUGAAUGAAAGGGUAGAGACAGAAGUGCAAGAAAGAGAAAAAGAGAAAGUGGAAGAGGAGGGAGAUGUGGACAAAUUGAGAGAUGAGUUGGAUGAAGAAGACAUAAGUCAAGGAUCUGUAACAGAAGAAAGAGAUGAAUCAGAUGUAAUUGAAGGAGGUGGAGAGUAUGGAGAAAGGGAAAGAUGUUUAUCUGAGUCAGAAAAAGAAAAAAAUGAUGCCUCUGUGGGAAUGAGAGACAUAGAAAUCCUUCUGGAAAAGAGAUGGAGAGAAGAGAGUAAGAUAAAUGAAGAAGUAGCAGCAUCCUGGGUGGAUGUUGGAGAAUCUGUGGCAGCAAACGAAAAACUAGCUAAAGAAAACAAAGUGACAUCAGGAACAGAAUGGAAGGAUGAGGGAGAAGUGGACAAAGAAAGAGAAAGGGAGGAAAGAUCUCACAAAGAAGAGCCAACUGGAGUUGAGGCCAGCAUGGAAGAUGGAGAGUUAGACAAAGUCGAAGAGGAGGAGGAGAAUAGAGGAGCAGAACUGAAUGAAAGGGUAGAGACAGAAGUGCAAGAAAGAGAAAAAGAGAAAGUGGAAGAGGAGGGAGAUGUGGACAAAUUGAGAGAUGAGUUUGAUGAAGAAGACAAAAGUCAAGGAUCUGUAACAGAAGAAAGAGAUGAAUCAGAUGUAAUUGAAGAAGGUGGAGAGGAUGGAGAAAGGCAAAGAUGUUUAUCUGAGUCAGAAAAAGAAGGAAAUGAUGCUUCUGUGGUAAUGAGAGACAUAGAAAUCCUCCAUGAAGAGAGAUGGAGAGAAGAGAGUAAGAUAAAUGAAGAAGUAGCAGCAUCCUGGGUGGAUGUUGGAGAAUCUGUGGCAGCAAAUGAAAAACUAGCUAAAGAAAACAAAGUGACAUCAGGAACAGAAUGGAAGGAUGAGGGAGAAGUGGACAAAGAAAGAGAAAGGGAGGAAAGAUCUCACAAAGAAGAGCCAACUGGAGUUGAGGCCAGCAUGGAAGAUGGAGAGUUAGACAAAGUCGAAGAGGAGGAGGAGAAUAGAGGAGCAGAACUGAAUGAAAGGGUAGAGACAGAAGUGCAAGAAAGAGAAAAAGAAAAAGUGGAAGAGGAGGGAGAUGUGGACAAAUUGAGAGAUGAGUUUGAUGAAGAAGACAAAAGUCAAGGAUCUGUAACAGAAGAAAGAGAUGAAUCAGAUGUAAUUGAAGAAGGUGGAGAGGAUGGCGAAAGGCAAAGAUGUUUAUCUGAGUCAGAAAAAGAAGGAAAUGAUGCUUCUGUGGGAAUGAGAGACAUAGAAAUCCUCCAUGAAGAGAGAUGGAGAGAAGAGAGUAAGAUAAAUGAAGAAGUAGCAGCAUCCUGGGUGGAUGUUGGAGAAUCUGUGGCAGCAAACGAAAAACUAGCUAAAGAAAACAAAGUGACAUCAGGAACAGAAUGGAAGGAUGAGGGAGAAGUGGACAAAGAGAAAGAAAGAGAAAGGGAGGAAAGAUCUCCCAAAGAAGAGCCAACUGGAGUUGAGGCCAGCAUGGAAGAUGGAGAGUUAGAUAAAGUCGAAGAGGAGGAGGAGAAUAGAGGAGCAGAAUUGAAUGAAAGGGUAGAGACAGAAGUGCAAGAAAGAGAAAAAGAGAAAGUGGAAGAGGAGGGAGAUGUGGACAAAUUGAGAGAUGAGUUUGAUGAAGAAGACAAAAGUCAAGGAUCUGUAACAGAAGAAAGAGAUGAAUCAGAUGUAAUUGAAGAAGGUGGAGAGGAUGGAGAAAGGCAAAGAUGUUUAUCUGAGUCAGAAAAAGAAGGAAAUGAUGCUUCUGUGGGAAUGAGAGACAUAGAAAUCCUCCAGAAAGAGAGAUGGAGAGAAGAGAGUAAGAUAAAUGAAGAAGUAGCAGCAUCCUGGGUGGAUGUUGGAGAAUCUGUGGCAGCAAACGAAAAACUAGCUAAAGAAAACAGAGUGACAUCAGGAACAGAAUGGAAGGAUGAGGGAGAAGUGGACAAAGAGAAAGAAAGAGAAAGGGAGGAAAGAUCUCCCAAAGAAGAGCCAACUGGAGUUGAGGUCAGCAUGGAAGAUGGAGAGUUAGACAAAGUCAAAGAGGAGGAGGAGAAUAGAGGAGCAGAACUGAAAGAAUGGGUAGAGACAGAAGUGCAAAAAAGAGAAAAAGAGAAAGUGGAAGAGGAGGGAGAUGUGGACAAAUUGAGAGAUGAGUUGGAUGAAGAAGACAUAAGUCAAGGAUCUGUAACAGAAGAAAGAGAUGAAUCAGAUGUAAUUGAAGAAGGUGGAGAGGAUGGAGAAAGGCAAAGAUGUUUAUCUGAGUCAGAAAAAGAAGGAAAUGAUGCUUCUGUGGGAAUGAGAGACAUAGAAAUCCUCCAUGAAGAGAGAUGGAGAGAAGAGAGUAAGAUAAAUGAAGAAGUAGCAGCAUCCUGGGUGGAUGUUGGAGAAUCUGUGGCAGCAAAUGAAAAACUAGCUAAAGAAAACAAAGUGACAUCAGGAACAGAAUGGAAGGAUGAGGGAGAAGUGGACAAAGAGAAAGAAAGAGAAAGGGAGGAAAGAUCUCACAAAGAAGAGCCAACUGGAGUUGAGGUCAGCAUGGAAGAUGGAGAGUUAGACAAAGUCGAAGAGGAGGAGGAGAAUAGAGGAGCAGAACUGAAUGAAAGGGUAGAGACAGAAGUGCAAGAAAGAGAAAAAGAGAAAGUGGAAGAGGAGGGAGAUGUGGACAAAUUGAGAGAUGAGUUUGAUGAAGAAGACAAAAGUCAAGGAUCUGUAACAGAAGAAAGAGAUGAAUCAGAUGUAAUUGAAGAAGGUGGAGAGGAUGGAGAAAGGCAAAGAUGUUUAUCUGAGUCAGAAAAAGAAGGAAAUGAUGCUUCUGUGGUAAUGAGAGACAUAGAAAUCCUCCAUGAAGAGAGAUGGAGAGAAGAGAGUAAGAUAAAUGAAGAAGUAGCAGCAUCCUGGGUGGAUGUUGGAGAAUCUGUGGCAGCAAAUGAAAAACUAGCUAAAGAAAACAAAGUGACAUCAGGAACAGAAUGGAAGGAUGAGGGAGAAGUGGACAAAGAAAGAGAAAGGGAGGAAAGAUCUCACAAAGAAGAGCCAACUGGAGUUGAGGCCAGCAUGGAAGAUGGAGAGUUAGAUAAAGUCGAAGAGGAGGAGGAGAAUAGAGGAGCAGAACUGAAUGAAAGGGUAGAGACAGAAGUGCAAGAAAGAGAAAAAGAGAAAGUGGAAGAGGAGGGAGAUGUGGACAAAUUGAGAGAUGAGUUUGAUGAAGAAGACAAAAGUCAAGGAUCUGUAACAGAAGAAAGAGAUGAAUCAGAUGUAAUUGAAGAAGGUGGAGAGGAUGGAGAAAGGCAAAGAUGUUUAUCUGAGUCAGAAAAAGAAGGAAAUGAUGCUUCUGUGGUAAUGAGAGACAUAGAAAUCCUCCAUGAAGAGAGAUGGAGAGAAGAGAGUAAGAUAAAUGAAGAAGUAGCAGCAUCCUGGGUGGAUGUUGGAGAAUCUGUGGCAGCAAAUGAAAAACUAGCUAAAGAAAACAAAGUGACAUCAGGAACAGAAUGGAAGGAUGAGGGAGAAGUGGACAAAGAGAAAGAAAGAGAAAGGGAGGAAAGAUCUCACAAAGAAGAGCCAACUGGAGUUGAGGCCAGCAUGGAAGAUGGAGAGUUAGACAAAGUCGAAGAGGAGGAAGAGAAUAGAGGAGCAGAACUGAAUGAAAGGGUAGAGACAGAAGUGCAAGAAAGAGAAAAAGAGAAAGUGGAAGAGGAGGGAGAUGUGGACAAAUUGAGAGAUGAGUUGGAUGAAGAAGACAAAAGUCAAGGAUCUGUAACAGAAGAAAGAGAUAAAUCAGAUGUAAUUGAAGGAGGUGGAGAGUAUGGAGAAAGGGAAAGAUGUUUAUCUGAGUCAGAAAAAGAAAAAAAUGAUGCCUCUGUGGGAAUGAGAGACAUAGAAAUCCUUCUGGAAGAGAGAUGGAGAGAAGAGAGUAAGAUAAAUGAAGAAGUAGCAGCAUCCUGGGUGGAUGUUGGAGAAUCCAUGGAAGCAAAGAAAAUAGUUGCUGAAAUAACCAAAGAGAUAUCAAGAACAGAAUGGAUGGAUGAUAUAAACUAUGAGGGAGAGGAAUACAAAGAAAGAAGAAGAGAGGAAAGAUCUUCCAUUGAAGAGUCAGCUGGUGCCGAGGUCAGUAUGAAAGAUGGAAAGUCAGACCAAUUAAGAGAGGAGAAGGAUAAUAGAGGAGCAAAAAAGAAUGAAGUGGUAGAGGUGGAAGUGCAAGAAAAGCUUCUGCUGAAGGAACCUGAAAUAAAACAUGAAACAAUCAUGGCAGGAGGAGAGGAAGAGAUGAGAAAAACACAGGUGGCAGGACAAGAUGAGGUCCAAAGAGAGGAAGAAUCUGCUGAAAUGGAAAAGAAUGCAACACAGAGAUAUGAGAAAAGCAAUGAUCAGGUUACUUUACCAGAAGGUGUUUUCACAUUAAACAUGGGGCAAUUUGAAACAGAGAAAGACAGUAUAGAAGAGGAAGGAGACAUGAACAAAUUGAGAGAUGAGCUGGAUGAAGAAAAAAAUCAAGGUUCAGUAACAGAAAACAUUGAGGAAUCAGGUGUGAUUGAAGACGGUGGGGAGGAUGGAGAAAGGGAAAGAUGUUUAUCUCUCCAUGAAGAGAGAUGGAGAGAAGAGAGUAAGAUAAAUGAAGAAGUAGCAGCAUCCUGGGUAGAUGUUGGAGAAUCUAAAGCAUGUGAAGUAAAUGUACAAAAUAUAAGAGAAGAAAAAAAUUUAGAGAUCUCAGUGACAGAAUUGCGAGAUGAUAGGAAACAUAGAGAAAAUGUAUAUAAAGUAAAAGAACAAGAAAUACUUCAUAUAUCUACAGAAGAGCAACCUUAUGAGAAUAUCAACAUAUUCCAUGAAGCAUUAGAUAUGAGCAAAACGAAUGAAACAAAAACAGAUCUGCAACAAACAGAAGAACCUCGAACACAUGAAAAUAUUUUUGGGAGGAAUUCUCAAGUAAUUGAUUUGUUCAAAGUAGCUGAACAAAAGGAAACCAAAAAGGAAGAACGUGACAAUGAAUGUCUUGAAAAACAGCGAACCAUAUUGAAAGUAGGAGAAACUAAAGAUGAAGGGCAUUUGUCAGAUGAAAAUGUAGACAUAAAAACAAUGGAAGAGGGAGAUGGAAUGGAUUUGAAUGUGGCCCCAGCUUGCAAAUCAGAACUUAUCGAAGGAUUUAGUGCAAACGUUGAAACAGUGGGCAUUACACUUAGAGAUGGAUGGGCAAUAGAAGAGACAGAAGAAACCAGAAAUAAUGAUGGGAAUCAAAAUGGUGACACUCUUUAUGCUGUGGACAGAGGACUAAUAAGGGGAGCAGAGAGAAGAAGGAAUAUCAAUGAAUGUACAAGGAGCACAACAGAAGGACAAAGACCAAAAAUACAGCUGAAAAUCGAAAAGGGUGUAAAACUAGAAGAAGAUGAAAAUUUUACAAAUGUAAAAGAGAUUCAGAGUCAAUUCGGUGAUGCAAAAUUGCACAAAACAAGUGAACACGGGAAACUGUUUGCAGAAAUUACAGGACAAUGCAGAACAAGAAUCGUGAACAAAGAAACAGAUGGAAAUGAGGGAAGAAAGCAGAUUACAAAGGAUGGAGUGGGAAAAAAAAGAAUUCAGAAAAGGACCCAUGAAAACGAAGAAGUUUUUAACCUUCAGCUGGAUUCCCCCUCAUUGGAUUUCACUGCACAAAAGUUCCGAAUCGCUCUUAAGAAUCGCCACACUCGCGCACCCAAAGACCCUCGCAUUCUCCUCCAUAUAUCUUCCUUAAGCCCCACUUCUGCACCACCAAAACUGGAUGAGGAGACAGCAACAAAGCCAGUUGGAAUAAAGGUGGGAGGAGCAGGGAUGAUGGGAUUCAAACUGCCAGGUAUUGGUGCAGGGUUUCCAGUGCUAAAGAAAACAGAAGGAAGAGUGGAGGAGAAGGGAGAAGAAGGUUCAGGACAGAUGAUCAUGAAGGCACCAACCCCAAAUCUUGGUCCUGAUGACAGGGAGCCAGCAGCCACGAAAAAGUGGGCAGCAGGAUCUGUUGGAGUGAUGCUGCCAGGUUUGGGCCCAGGAAUGCCUGCACUGAGGAAGACAGACAAAGGAGUAAAGCUGAUAGAGAAGACUACAGAUGAUGCUACAGUCUCUCAUGGUAAACGUGAUACAUCGAGUGGCGGAGGAGCUGAAAGAAACAGAGAAGAGUCAAAGGAAAAGGGAGUCAAAGGUGUUGGACCGUCCACUAUAAAACUUCCAAGUUUUGGUGCUGGUUUUCCUGUGCUCAGAAAGACAGGAAUGGGAAAUAAAUUGAGAGGUGAAGAGGGUAAAACAUCAGAAGCAGAGCAGAAUGAAACUGAAAAUAAUCAGCCAGAAAAACCGGGAUCAGACAGUCCAAUGUUGGUGUCAGAGCUUAAAAAAAGAUUUAUGAAAACUGAAAGAAAGUGAAAAAUCCAUGAUAUAUUAUAAUGAAAUCGAUAAGCAAUAGAGCAAUAUGGUUAUAUUUUUCUAAUGAAAUUGAUUGUGAAGGCAGGAGUAACUCAUUUGAAGUUGGGAUUCACGGAUCUCAAGUUUAAAUUUCACAACACUUUCUAUCUGCUUCAAAGAUCUAAGUACAAACAUUCAUUACAACUCUGCUGAUUAAGGACUACAGCAUCUUUCAUUGUAAUUUAAAUGCACAUUUAAACUACUUCUUCCAUUCAUGCUUUUAAAAUGCUCAAUCGUGAUUUUAAAAUAUUUACUUAUGCAUCUUAUAAUUACUUGCACUAUAUGAUUCUUUGUUUUAUUAAGAAAAAAUAUAUAGCAUAUAUUUUUAAUUGCUUUUAAAAUACCACUCUGUACUUUGACAUGUUCUGCACAAAAACUUAUAAAUAAUGUUAUGCAUCCCA